CUUUUGCCAUUGCCAGUGCAUGUGAGUGAGAAGAAGGACUGUCACAAAGAGAGAGAGAGAGAGAGAGAGAGAGAGAGAGUGUGAAACAGUGCCUAUUCUGAAAGUCGUCUCCACGUUCUCCUUUGCACAUAUUGUGGUGUGUGCUGUUCUGUGUGUGCCACUAUUGUCAUAUUCCGCAAAAUCAGCUUUUUCCUGUGGAGUUCUGCUCAACCUUCCUUUCUUUUGUACAUGCAAACACCCUUUUUGCUGAAGGUUGCAUGUUUAGUUCAUUGGCGAGUUUUGGAGAUCUGGGUAUGAUGCAUUUUGGCUUCUCCAGUGUGUUAGAACAAUGAGCCAAUGCCAAAUCUGGGUCAUAAUAAUGCUUGAAGAUUAGAUGUUCCUUGAUUUGCAAAAAGGUUUUGUUUGCAUGAGCUGGGUUUCUUUUCCCCCACUGAAUUUGGUUUUUGUCAGGUGUUGUACCCUACAAAAUUAGUAUUAGCUUUCUUGAAAGUAGUUUGUGGGUAUUGACUUUUUGCUCUUUGCCAAAGUUAAGGUAUACUUUUUUAAGGAAUUGGGUUUGUCUUGGUGGUUGUGUUGUUUUAGGGAAUUGAGCAUUGCUUGUGGAAUGUUUGAUCUGAAAAAUGUUAAGUUGAUGCUUGAUCUGGGGUGUUGUGAUGAUGUUUGAUUCUGGGAAGAGAUUGGAAAUUGGAGUGUUUAGUGAGUGGUUUCAUCAAAGAAGUGGAGAUGGAAGUUUUUAAUUUUAACUAGUACAUUUUGUUCUUGAGGGAAGAUUUGUGCAGUGAUGACUUCAACAAACCCUUCCCCAAAUGCUUCCCCUGUUGCAGUGCCUCCUGCACUUGGUGGUAUUUUAUCACCACCACCUUCUUCAUCUUCUCCAACAAAUUCAUCCAAAUCACCGUCACCUCCCAAUUCUCCUCAGCCUAAUCAAACACAAACACCCAAUUCCCCUGCUCCUUCAUCACCUUCAGCUCCACCUCCUUCUCCUCCUUCUCCUCCUCAGGCAGUGCCUGUAACCCCUCCUCCUUCCAUAUCACUCUCUCCACCACCAACUCUGCCCCCUCCUUCACCACCAGAUUCUCCACCACCAUUGCCACCAGCAUCUCCCCCCUCACCACCAGCUACCACUGCCCCUCCUCCAGCUGAAACUCCACCUUCCCUUCCAAAUUUGUCUCCACCAUCUCCACCAGAUGGUUCCCCUCCUCCUCAAUCACCUCCCACAACAAUUCCACCUCCUUCUCGACCGGUUUCGCCGUCUCCUCCUCCUCCAGCCAAUGUUCCAAGGCCACCAUCCACUAGUACUCCUCCACAGAAACAGAGUCCACCAAAAACUACUCCUUCACAUGCAUCCCCUCCAUCAGUUUCUGAAAGUCCUCCUAAACCUCCUUCCUCUGAUGUUCACCCACCAUCCACAUUGCCUUCAGACACUUCAGGAUCUUCACCUCCAGCUACUUUGCCUGACCCUCCAACUAAUACAACAGCUGCCCAGGGUCCCACGGUGUCGCUGCCGUCUCUUCCAACUGAAAAACCCACUGCUAGACCAACUAAUGAUGGUACUAACAGUAUGUCUUCAAACAACACACCUUCACAUUCAGGAGGGUUGAGCACUGGAGGAUCUGUGGCUAUUGGAAUUGUAGUUGGUUUUACUGUCCUCAGCCUUGUUAUGGCCGUGUGGUUUGUACAGAAGAAAAAGAAGAAGGGAACAGGAUCAAGAGGUGGUUAUGCUGCUGCUUCUCCAUUUACCUCAUCCCACAACUCAGGUACAUUAUUCUUGAGGUCGCAGUCUCCAGCCAACUUUUUAGGUAGUGGUUCUGGUAGUGAUUUUGUAUAUUCUCCAUCAGAGCCUGGUGGAGUAAGUAGUUCAAGAUCAUGGUUCACAUAUGAAGAACUUAUCCAAGCUACAAAUGGGUUUUCAGCACAAAAUUUGUUGGGAGAAGGUGGAUUUGGCUGUGUUUAUAAAGGUUUGCUCAUAGAUGGAAGAGAAGUAGCUGUGAAACAGCUCAAAGUUGGUGGUGGGCAAGGGGAACGUGAAUUCAGGGCAGAAGUUGAGAUUAUUAGCCGAGUACAUCAUCGUCAUCUGGUUUCUUUGGUUGGUUACUGUAUAUCCGAGCAUCAGAGAUUGCUUGUAUAUGACUAUGUUCCCAACGAUACUCUUCACUACCAUCUCCAUGGUGAAAAUAGACCAGUUUUAGAUUGGCCUACUAGAGUCAAGGUUGCUGCUGGUGCAGCUCGUGGAAUAGCUUACUUGCAUGAAGACUGCCAUCCACGCAUUAUUCAUCGAGAUAUUAAGUCAUCAAACAUCCUGCUUGAUCUCAACUAUGAAGCUCGAGUUUCGGACUUUGGGCUUGCAAAAUUGGCAUUAGAUUCAAAUACACAUGUAACUACACGUGUAAUGGGAACCUUUGGGUACAUGGCACCAGAAUAUGCGACAAGUGGGAAACUUACUGAAAAAUCUGAUGUAUAUUCUUUUGGGGUUGUGCUGUUGGAACUAAUUACAGGUCGGAAGCCGGUAGAUGCAUCUCAACCAAUCGGUGAUGAGAGCCUGGUUGAAUGGGCUCGGCCUCUGUUGACUGAAGCACUUGACAAUGAGGACUUUGAAAUUUUGGUGGAUCCAAGAUUGGGAAAGAACUACGAUAGAAAUGAAAUGUUUCGGAUGAUUGAGGCUGCUGCAGCCUGUGUACGCCACUCGUCGGUGAAGAGACCACGCAUGAGUCAGGUGGUGAGAGCUUUGGAUUCCUUAGAUGAGUUUACAGAUCUCAAUAACGGAAUGAAACCGGGGCAGAGUUCAGUGUUUGAUUCUGCACAGCAAUCUGCACAAAUCAGAAUGUUUAGGAGGAUGGCUUUUGGGAGCCAAGAUAGUUCCAGUUUCUUCAAUGAGUCUCAGAGUAGCUGGAGGAGUAGGGAUCACAACUCAAAUACUAUGUUCUCCCAAAAUAAAACUGGGCCUUGGAACGUUUGAGUGACAUGACUCACUCCCUCAACACAGACAGACAUCUACCUGCCAAUUCAUUUCUUGUGAUGUAAAUCUCAUUUUCCUAACAUGAUUUUGCUUGCUAUUCUUUGUAAAUUAGGCUAUUUGUUACAUAACGCAAUGUAUUUAUUUCAUGUAUAAUACCAUGAUCGAUCUGAAUUCAACACUGCCCUUGUAAUCACAAUUUAUCCUUAGUUGGUACUUGCUUAUGUGUAUGUGGACACAGCACAUCAUGUUGAGGUUAACUCCUCUUUUACGUAGGGCUAUACACAAAGUUGCCACUUGCCACCCAAGUCUGUAUUUUUUCUUCUAUAAGAAAAAAAAAGAAGUUUAUGCCCAGGAAUCAAGAUCUGCAAUGUAAUAUUCUCUUGAACAUAAAUAUUUUUUAAUAUUAAUAUAGUAAUAUAUUAUCCAAUUCA
Glycine soja is the source of this 3387-nucleotide messenger RNA. Its product is annotated as proline-rich receptor-like protein kinase PERK8. The coding region runs from base 782 to 2956 and encodes 724 amino acids. The transcript is spliced from 8 exons. Lineage: Eukaryota; Viridiplantae; Streptophyta; Magnoliopsida; Fabales; Fabaceae. The record is from RefSeq and is a predicted model, not a curated record. Gene Ontology annotation, biological process: protein phosphorylation. Gene Ontology annotation, molecular function: ATP binding; protein kinase activity.